AUGAUUUUUCUACCACCCGUCGAUUCUUGCCGCCCCACCGUGCCUGACGGCGCCGUCCGACGCCCGCUGCCAUCCUUGACGAACGCCACCUUCACCGACGCCCACGACGGUGAUUCUGCCCCCUGCCUUCCGACCCUGCUCCCGCCGUCCGCCUUUUCGACCAUGUGCCCACCAAAGGUCUACAUGCCUGGUGUCGUCCUUCCCCGCCGCUGCCCGACUACUACUGAACAACCCUCGCCGUCGCCGGAGACCCGCUGCCAGCCGCCGGCUCGGGAGAGCAAUGUUCUUUUUGACGAGGCUUCUUGGGCUACUUUUCAUCGGAUCCAUUAUAAGAAUGGACAGUAUACCGCUGGACGACCUGUGCAGCACAGGUUGGAGGUCGAGAGGCGAUUGGGAGAGCUUCGUCAGACACAGGAAGAGGUCACGCCCUCAGAUGUGGAUCGCAUCUUCCGAGAGGUUGUCACUCCUGAUCCGAGGGGGCGCAUCAUGGGAUUAGGUAUGAUGAUGUUGAAGGCAAUUACUGAGAGCGGCGAGUCGUCGAGCACGCACUCCACCAGCACCUCCUGGUUUCCUUUCUCUGUUGCCUCAAAGGCUGAGGUCGUUACAUUGAGGGAGGAGCUAGAAGUCAGGAAACAAAAGGAGGAGGCUCAAAGCAAGGUUAUAUAGGAGAUACAGGCCUAGAUAGCGCAGCUCAUGCGAGGAUAUCGACCACCAUCCCCCUUCGAUGCCUCUGAUGGGACCCACCCAGACCUUUGAUUAUCUUCAGUCUCGUUUGUUGUAGAUACUAUGU
Molecule: messenger RNA, 790 nt
Organism: Salvia miltiorrhiza (redroot sage)
Lineage: Eukaryota; Viridiplantae; Streptophyta; Magnoliopsida; Lamiales; Lamiaceae
Exons: 3
Coding region: 1-666 (221 amino acids)
Source: RefSeq, a predicted model, not a curated record